AUGCCCUUCCGCACAGCGUCUCGCAAGCUGGAAAGGGCUGCCCGAAUCAUCCUCGUUGGAGCUCCGGGGGUGGGAAAAGGAACACAAUCUGAAAGAUUAAUAGCGAGGUUUCCCCAACUCUGCUCCAUUGCAACGGGAGACCUCUUGCGCGACAACGUCAGGAACAAGAGCAGCCUAGGGCUUCAAGCAGAAGGGUACAUGAAGGAUGGGGGCCUUGUCCCCGAUCCUCUGAUCCUAAACCUCAUCCUUAACGAGCUCACUUCGAGGAAAUGGCUGGAAACGUCUGACACAAACGACAAUAUCAUUGCCGCUCUCGGGCGAGGAAAUGGGUCAGCAUCGUCGGUUGUCAAAGCCUCGAAUGCGCCGGAAACCUCGUUCAUCCUAGACGGCUUUCCACGCACCGCGAGUCAAGCGCAGGCUCUGUCCUACCUCUUGCCUAUAAAUCUGGUCUUCCAACUCGUCACUCCGGUCGAUAUCAUACUGUCUCGACUGGCGAAUAGGUGGACACAUCUCGCGUCGGGGCGAGUGUACAAUGUGGGUUUCAACGACCCCAAGGUGCCGGGGAUUGACGAUGUCACUGGCGAACCUCUGAUACAGCGGGAGGAUGACAGUGAAGCCACGUGGAAAAAGCGACUGGCCAUGUUCGACCGAACCAGCCAGAGUCUCCUCGACUUUUACCGACAGCAAGAUCCAAAUCUGGUCGUCACGGUGAGAGGGAACAGCAGCGAUGAGAUUUCUCCUCAGAUUUUUGCAGAGGUAGAGAAUAGAUUUUGUACAUAA
Exophiala spinifera is the source of this 780-nucleotide messenger RNA. RefSeq lists its product as uncharacterized. The record is from RefSeq and is a predicted model, not a curated record. Bases 1 to 780 code for a protein of 259 amino acids. Gene Ontology annotation, molecular function: AMP kinase activity; ATP binding. Gene Ontology annotation, biological process: nucleobase-containing compound metabolic process. Gene Ontology annotation, cellular component: mitochondrion; cytoplasm. NCBI's taxonomy places the organism in Eukaryota, Fungi, Ascomycota, Eurotiomycetes, Chaetothyriales, Herpotrichiellaceae. The transcript has 2 exons.